Molecule: messenger RNA, 1136 nt
Organism: Hordeum vulgare subsp. vulgare (domesticated barley)
Lineage: Eukaryota; Viridiplantae; Streptophyta; Magnoliopsida; Poales; Poaceae
Product: salicylic acid-binding protein 2-like
Exons: 2
Coding region: 102-908 (268 amino acids)
Biological process (GO): jasmonic acid metabolic process; salicylic acid metabolic process
Molecular function (GO): methyl jasmonate esterase activity; methyl indole-3-acetate esterase activity; methyl salicylate esterase activity
Source: RefSeq, a predicted model, not a curated record
AAACCUUCGAGAGCGGCUAUAUAAAUCCCACAGAGUCCCAUUGCGUAGACAUCGGAGCCACAGCUAGCUCAAGCACAGAAAAACAGUCACAAACCACACACAUGCACAUGAAGGCUUCCGCAGGCCAAGAUUGCAGCAAGCACAUCGUUCUGGUGCACGGCGCAUGCCUCGGCGGCUGGUCCUGGUUCAAGGUGGCGACGCGGCUCAGGUCGGCCGGGCACCGCGUCAGCACGCCCGACCUGGCUGCGUCGGGCGUCGAUCCCACGCCUCUGCGCGAGGUGCCGACGUUCCGCGACUACACCAAGCCGCUGCUGGACCUCCUCGAGUCCCUCCCGCCCGGCGAGACGGUGGUGCUCGUCGGCCACAGCCUCGGCGGCGUGAACGUCGCCCUCGCCUGCGAGCUGUUCCCGGAGAGGAUCGCCGCCGCGGUGUUCGUCUCCGCCUUCAUGCCGGACCACAGCUCGCCGCCGUCGUACGUGCUUGAAAAGUUCGUGGAGGGGAGAACGCUGGACUGGAUGGACACGGAGUUUAGGCCUCAAGAUCCCGAGGGCAAGCUGCCCACUUCCAUGCUGUUCGGGCCGCUGGUCACGCGAGCAAAGUUCUUCCAGCUGUGCUCGCCGGAGGACCUGACGCUGGGAAGAUCCCUGAUGAGGGUCAGCUCGAUGUUCGUGGACGACCUGAGGCUGCAGCCGCCAUACACCGAGGCCCGCUACGGGUCGGUGCGCAAGGCGUACGUCGUGUUCAAGGACGAUCACGCCAUCGUCGAGGGGUUCCAGCGGUGGAUGGUGCAGAACUACCCCGUGGAUGAGGUGAAGGAAAUCGACGGGGCGGACCACAUGGCGUUGCUCUCGACGCCGACCGAGCUGGCGCGCUGUCUCGCUGACAUCGCCGUCAAGUAUGCUGCUUGACUUCCUCGCAGAAAAAUAAAACACGUAUGCUCCUACUUGACGAUGGUGCCGCGCACGUUGCCUUGAUGGUCUGUCCAUCUGUUUACCUUUGGUACCCUGUCGUUGUCGGCAUUUGUGAUUUUCUACUGCGCUGUUGUUACCUACCUUCAUGGUUUGUCCCUUCGUUAUGUUUCAGAGACUUCUAUUGUACUCUAUUCAUGAAAAAAAUUCAGACAGAUGAUGUUUCAA